This is a messenger RNA of Diaporthe citri, 969 nucleotides long. RefSeq lists its product as uncharacterized. The record is from RefSeq and is a predicted model, not a curated record. The coding region runs from base 1 to 969 and encodes 322 amino acids. Gene Ontology annotation, cellular component: cytoplasm. NCBI's taxonomy places the organism in Eukaryota, Fungi, Ascomycota, Sordariomycetes, Diaporthales, Diaporthaceae. The transcript is spliced from 6 exons.
AUGGUCAAGACGCUGCAAUUUGCGGACAUUGAGGUCCCAACUCCUGGGUUCGGUGCCAUGGGCAUCAGCUUUGGCUUGGGCAGUAACCUAACUCUCGAGCAAGCUGAGCCUGUACUGCUCAAAGCAAUAGAGCUGGGAUGCACGUUUUGGGAUACUGCCGUCGUGUAUCAACACGGGGUCAACGAAAAGCUAUUGGGUGACUUUAUUAGGAAGCACAAUGUGAGGGACAAGGUCUUCCUCGCCUCCAAGUGCGGAUUUGACGUUUUUGGCGACGGAAGCGUCACCAACUCGGCGUCUCAUAUCAAGACUUACAUCGAGGGAACGAUCGAGCGACUCGGCUUCACCCCAGACCUCUACUGCCUCCACCGCAUUGAACCUAACACGCCUCUCGAAGAGUCCAUCUCGGCUCUCGAUGAGAUCCGAAAGGCAGGUAAGACCAAGUUUAUUGGCCUCUCGGAAUGCUCCGCGAAAACUUUGCGCAAGGCCAAUUCGAUUGCCAAAAUCGAUGCCCUUCAAGCAGAGUACUCGGCGUUUGAGACACUGCACGAGACAGAUGGCUUGAUCGAUGCUGCCAAGGGACUUGGAGUGGCCUACGUUGCGUACAGCCCCCUUGGGCAUGGCUGGCUUGUGGACAAUUUCCCACACAAAUCACCCGACGACUUUGCUCCCGAUGACUUCCGCCGCACAGGAGAGAACUUUUAUAAGAAUAAGGCGAUUGUAGAGGAAAUUAAGAAGCUCGCUGCUCGCAAGGGGUGCACUUUGCCCCAGAUUGCACUAGCGUGGGUUGCAGCCCAGGGGAUGAUUGCUAUUCCGGGCACGACGAAGGCCAGCCGCCUCGAGGAAAAUUGGGCUUCCCGGGAUAUGGACCUGACGAUGGAGGAGAAGCAGGAGCUUCGAAGGAUUGUCGACAAUGCCAAGCCUGUUGGCAACAGGUACAACGAGACGAUGCAGACGUUUGUUGGACAUUAG